UAUAUAUCCAAACCAUCCAUCCAUCCAUCUGCAUCGAAAUUGCAUGGAUAAGCUUGCUGACGAUGUAUCAUCUCAUAUAGGUUGAUUCAGCUAAACAAAAAUGUCUACUGCUGAGGACGAAACCGUCGUUAUUGAGAAUCAAGAAGUCGAAGUCGCUGCUGAUGCUUCCGCUCAGGGAAUGUCCGUGGAGGAGGCUCUCCAAGAAGUCCUCCGCCGCGCUCUCGUCCACGAUGGUCUUGCCCGUGGUUUGAGAGAGGCUGCUAAGGCUUUGGACAGACGUCAAGCUCACUUGGCUGUUCUUGUCGAGACUUGUACCGAGAAGGAGUACAUCAAGCUUGUCGAGGCUCUUUGCGCCGAGCACAACAUCAACUUGAUCAAGGUCUCCGAUGCUAAGAAGCUCGGUGAAUGGGCCGGUCUCUGCAAGAUUGACCGUGAAGGUAACGCUCGCAAGGUCGUUGCUUGCUCCUGUGUCGUUGUCAAGGACUUUGGUGAAGAGUCUGAGGCCAUGAACGUCCUUUUGGAUUACUUCAAGAGCCGUUAAGAAUCGGAUCCUUCAAUUUCAAGCAAACUUUUGCAAUAAAUUGACUUGAUUCUCAUCAAAAUUAUAUGUCUA
Umbelopsis ramanniana AG is the source of this 613-nucleotide messenger RNA. RefSeq lists its product as uncharacterized. Bases 101 to 541 code for a protein of 146 amino acids. Gene Ontology annotation, biological process: translation. Gene Ontology annotation, cellular component: ribosome; cytosolic small ribosomal subunit. Gene Ontology annotation, molecular function: structural constituent of ribosome. Lineage: Eukaryota; Fungi; Mucoromycota; Umbelopsidomycetes; Umbelopsidales; Umbelopsidaceae. The record is from RefSeq and is a predicted model, not a curated record. The transcript is spliced from 3 exons.